Pteropus alecto (black flying fox) is the source of this 3410-nucleotide messenger RNA. It is a transcript of the gene UEVLD, whose product is annotated as UEV and lactate/malate dehyrogenase domains. Gene Ontology annotation, biological process: protein modification process; endosome to lysosome transport; protein transport. Bases 844 to 2259 code for a protein of 471 amino acids. Gene Ontology annotation, cellular component: ESCRT I complex. The record is from RefSeq and is a predicted model, not a curated record. The transcript has 12 exons. NCBI's taxonomy places the organism in Eukaryota, Metazoa, Chordata, Mammalia, Chiroptera, Pteropodidae. Gene Ontology annotation, molecular function: oxidoreductase activity, acting on the CH-OH group of donors, NAD or NADP as acceptor; ubiquitin binding.
UCCAGUCACGGCAUUCUUGCCUUUGGCUCUUCCUAUUAAUGCAAUCACCCUCCUGCUAGCCCAGACUCUUGACAGUUAAAUUAUCCAGCUCCUGCGAGUUUUUAGGACCAACAGGCUUAGGCCAGGAAUACAAAGCAGGUAAGUAACUCACAAGUCAAGGAGGCCAAACAAAGCCAGCAUAUUGCAUUUAUCUCUUAGCUUUUCUUCUCCAGAUGACCUCCACCAACCUACUUCCUCUCUUGUUUUCAAACUUCUUCUCACCUGACUUUUUCCUCUCUUCACCACCAACAUGGUUAUGGUAAACCCUCCCCCGAUGCUGCACCACCCUUGCGAAACUGUCCCAUCUCCCAGUUCUAUGACAUUGCUCCUUCUGACUCCGUUUUCCAUUUCUAGCUCCCUGAAAUUUUGCUUUUGAAGUUUCAUUACCUCCUUCUUCCUAAAUCCAACUACAAUAUUCGGUCUUGAUCUUUUUCGCUACGCUGCUGAAUUUAACACAACCUUCUAGAAACUCUCUUCCAGAACAGCGCGAGCUGCUUCCACUUCCUUUACUGCUUCUCCUCGGGUCUUUCCUAUUCCUCUCUUCACAAGUGUCCCCAAGUUCAAGCUGAGUUGUGGUUCUCUCGGCGCUAACGCGUUUCUGAUGGCGCUAAGGGUUCAAGCUGGAGAGGUGAUUUGACUCUCGGCGGAGCCGCAGCUGAGCCCGGGGCGUGGAAUGCAGGUUGACUUUCGAGGUCUUAGACAGAGCGGGAAGUUUGGUCCUCGGCAGCCGCCGUCCAGGACUGAGUGCGAAAGAAGGUCUAAGCGCCUGGGGUCGCAGGACCGGGCUUGGGAACCUGGCUGGAGAUGGAGUUCGACUGCGAGGGUCUGAGACGGCUACUUGGCAAGUACAAGUUCAGGGAUCUAACUGUGGAAGAACUAAAGAAUGUAAAUAUGUUUUUCCCACAUUUCAGAUAUUCCAUGGACACCUAUGUUUUCAAAGAUAGUUCCCAGAAAGACCUACUGAAUUUCACUGGUACAGUUCCUGUGAUGUAUCAGGGUAAUACAUACAACAUACCAAUUCGUUUGUGGAUUUUGGAUUCUCACCCUUUUGCUCCCCCUAUUUGCUUCUUAAAGCCAACCGCAAAUAUGGGAAUCUCAGUUGGAAAACAUGUGGAUGCUCAAGGCAGAAUAUACUUGCCCUACCUCCAAAACUGGACCCAUCCUAAAUCUGUCAUCGUUGGAUUAAUUAAAGAAAUGAUUGCCAAGUUUCAAGAGGAACUUCCUCUAUAUUCUCUAUCAUCAUCUGAUGAGGCACGGCAGGUGGACUUGCUAGCCUAUAUUGCAAAAAUUACUGAAGGUGUCUCAGACAUAAAUUCAAAGAACUGGGCAAAUCAUGAGAAUAAAACAGUUAAUAAAAUUACUGUUGUUGGAGGUGGAGAAUUGGGAGUUGCCUGCACAUUAGCAAUUUCAGCAAAGGGCAUUGCAGACAGACUUGUCCUCUUGGACCUCUCAGAAGGGACUAAAGAAGGGAUGAUGGAUCUUGAUAUCUUCAACCUGCCUAAUGUGGAGAUCAGCAAAGAUUUGUCUGCCUCUGCUCAUUCCAAGGUGAUCAUCUUCACAGUUAACUCUUUGGGUAGUUCUCAGUCCUACCUUGAUGUGGUACAGAGAAAUGUGGAUAUGUUCAGAGCCUUUGUCCCAGCUCUGGGACAUUAUAGUCAAUAUAGUGUCCUGCUCGUUGCAUCUCAACCAGUGGAAAUCAUGACCUACGUGACAUGGAAACUGAGUGCAUUUCCUGCAAAUCGAGUGAUUGGAAUUGGAUGCAAUCUGGAUUCACAGAGAUUACAGUAUAUUAUUACAAAUGUUUUGAAGGCAGAGACUUCAGGAAAAGAAGUAUGGGUUAUCGGUGAGCAGGGAGAAGACAAAGUGACCAAAUGGGGUGGCCAAGAAGAAACAAUGAGUCAUAAUUCUCAGGUGCAGCUGUCUAACAGAGCCAUGGAACUAUUAAGGGUAAAAGGUCAAAGAUCCUGGUCUGUCGGACUAUCAGUAGCUGACCUGGUUGACAGUCUUGUAAACAAUAAAAAGAAGGUGCAUUCCGUAUCAAUUUUAGCAAAGGGAUAUUAUGAUAUAAAAAGUGAAGUGUUUUUGAGUUUGCCUUGCAUCCUGGGAACCAGUGGGGUAUUGGAAGUCAUCAAAAGCACAAUGAAAGAAGAUAGAGUAACUGAGAAACUCCAAAGCAGCGCAUCAUCGAUCUAUGAUCUCCAACAACAGUUAAAACUUUGAUUCUAAAGUUCAGUUACCUGAAAGGAAAGGUCAUUUAAUUUUGCCAACAUAUAUAGGGUUGAGAACUUCUCAGUCUUAUUAUUUAUCCUUACAAACUGCUUGUUAAGGUAGAUGGUUUCUUAGUUAGUUUUGUAAUUUGAAUUCUUAAAUAAUUAGAUAAGGAGGAAAAAAAUCUAAAUUUCUUUGUUGUUCUUGAGAUAUGUAUACUGUUCUUUAAACCUACAGCAGAGAUAAACAUCUGCAAUAUGCAUCAUAUAAAAUUAUGUAUCCUUAACUAGAAGCACAUUCAGCACUUUGGGAAUAUUUUGAAAGUAAUAUUUUUAAAAGAAAAUUACUUUCUGACUGUUAUAGUAAACAUGGUAAGCUGAAGGCCCAGUAUGGAUUUAUGAAAUCUAUGCUAGGUAUUCAUUCAAAGGACCUGCAGUUUAGGGUAUUAAUGUUCCCUCUUUAAAAUACCGUUGGUAGUAAUAAUAAUAAAAAAGCAUUUUGUUUUCCCUCUUCAAUUAAUUAGCUACCAAAAAUGGAAAAGAUUUUACACGUACUUGAAAAUAGUAAAAGGGAAAGUGAAAUUUUUUAAAAGUGUAGUUUAACUUCCAGUCGGACUGUCCUUUUUGAAAUUUUCUAUACCUCUUCUUGGGCUAUAUCAGAUCUCUAAUAUCAUAAACUCACUGUAAUAUUAGAACCAUAGAGAAAUGUGUAUUUUCAGUGAAAAUCGAUUAUGAAUUAAAGCCAAGCAGUUUACUUUAAAGUUAAUAUAUGAGGCUUUCAUAAAAGCCAUUGGUUUUAAAGGGGAGAGGUUGGAUAGACUGAUUGUUCUGAGCAAAUUCUUUAACUAAAGAAAUGAUUGUGUACAUAUGCUUUGGUGAUGGGUCAAUAUAUUCAUAUGUGAAAGAUAGCAUAUUAUUAAGGUGGCAUGCAACUAAUAGUAACAAAUAACGUCAACAUUUCUUAUAUUUCAGGCAGUGUGAAGAGCACUUUAUUAUUUUAUUGAAUCCUCACAGUAACCCAUUGAGGUAGGGACUAUUAUCAUCAUUUUACAGAAGGGAAAUUGAGUUUUAGUGCCCAAGAUUUCAUGGCUAAGGGGUACUUAAACAUACAAACUACUUUUUCUAACACUAGAAGGGGAAAAAGGCCUAAUAGCCAAAUGGUUA